AUGCCCUUUGUGCGUUCCCGUAAAGUCACAAAUACAGGCCUUGCCUCAUCUUCCGAGAGCACAUCAAGUAGUCCCGAACAAAAAUACCGAAGACGUUCAAGUGAUACAAUCUCAAAUGAUGACUUACCGUUAUCGAUAAGCUUCAUGAAGAGGCCAUCUAGAUCCAGCUUCUCAGGAGAGAGCGAUGAAAUCAUGAAACACAACACUAUCCUGAACUCAAAAACACACUCUCCACCUCCACCGCCCUCCCAGGAAGUGCCUAUAGCGGAAAUAGAUAACGAGCUCACUCCAGAGCCGAUAGGUAGCCCGGUGUCACUGCCGGACUCCAAAUAUGAGCUAAUGUCUCCAUUGGUGCGCAAGAAGUCAGGGGAGCUUGUCAAAUCGUCCCUCAAGCUCAAUACUCUGGGUGGUAGCUCCAAGUCUCUGCCUACCACUCCAACCUACAAACAAGUGCAUUUUGGCGGAAGCAUAGCUGUCAAGUAUUUUGAUGAGGCAGAUAAGCCCAAUUCAAUAAGCGCAGGCAACUCCCCUUUUGUUUCUGAUGACGAAUACGACUCAGAGUUCGAAUCUGAUAACGAUGAUUAUUUUGGCUCCCAAGAUACUAUCUACAGCGUUUCAAAAGAAUAUGUUGAAUGCGGAAGCCGCAGGUCAAUUGAAAAGUUUAAAAAGUUGAUCAAAGUAUGGGACCUCAAUUCGGAUCAAUUCCGAAAAGUGUCCUACAGAGAUCAAAUUGAUAAAGAAACACCUGUUUUCCUAGAACGGUGUUUUUUGAGCGUGGAUAAGACCGAACUGAUAGGACAAAUUGCCGUGAAAAACCUGUCCUUCCAAAAAUCAGUGACGGUUCGAUACACUUUUAACGACUGGGAGACAGCCAUCAAUAUGGAAGCUUCUUAUGUUCCAGACAUUCCAAGGCUACUAAGACGUGCCAAUUACGACAGAUUUGUUUUCAAACUAUCAGUUCCAACUCUGUUUUCACAGUUCUAUUCUAGCCACCAACCGUUGGUUGACCUGAAUCCAUACUUUUUUCUUUGUGUCCGAUACGUUUCUAAUAAUCAAGUAUUUUGGGAUAACAACUAUCAAAAAAAUUACGAGUUGCGGUUUUUCACAGAGGCAUCUCGCGCCAAGGGACCUAGAAAGAACCCCCACCGUGAAAACCUGUAUUCAUCGAAGUUCCUUCGCAAAAGCGCCAGUUUUGAAGAUGUCUCCUCCAGGCUGGGUUCCACAAACGCUUCAAACCCCAGGUCAUUCCCUGAGCUGGAGAACGCUCUCAGAGACUUAGAUUUGCCAGCACCUUCUAAAGCUGAACUUAGUCAGCAAAUACCUUAUGAUUUCCACCAAGAAACAGUCCUAGAUAGCAGCAUGAACUCUCCGGGAACCCCAUUGAUAUUUCAAAAUGUGAGUGCUGCCCCUACAUUCACGGACUUGAUGUCGCCGUCUCUCCCUUUGAAAGUCAAGAAUGAUAACAAACCUAACCAAGACGAUAGGGAAAUAUCGCCAACGACAAAAGUGCCUGAAAGUGAAAUCCCACCAGUAUCCGAAUAUACAGGCGUCGCCAACCACUCGCGUAAGCCGGAGAUCAAUUCAAAGUCAUAUCAACAAUUACUAGAGAACUACUGCUUUUUUCAAAGCCCCUCCACUGUGUCUUCAUUUUUGAACGAUAACAACGCUAAUGAGAAGUCACAAGUUGACAACAAAUUUGGCCACAAUUUCUAUUAG
Messenger RNA from Ogataea angusta, 1716 nucleotides. RefSeq lists its product as uncharacterized. Gene Ontology annotation, biological process: regulation of glycogen biosynthetic process. Gene Ontology annotation, molecular function: glycogen binding; protein phosphatase 1 binding. The coding region runs from base 1 to 1716 and encodes 571 amino acids. Gene Ontology annotation, cellular component: protein phosphatase type 1 complex. The record is from RefSeq and is a predicted model, not a curated record. The transcript has a single exon. NCBI's taxonomy places the organism in Eukaryota, Fungi, Ascomycota, Pichiomycetes, Pichiales, Pichiaceae.